AUGGCCACUACUCCAAUGCCAAAAUGGCUUUCUGAUGUUACUGGACUAAAAGAAUGGCCAGGAGCGGACCCACCUUACAUUCCAUUGGACUUCAUUGACUUGAAAGCAAUACCAAACUUUCCCCCUCGGUCAGCAGGUACAUGUCCUCCAGACCGUUCCAGCUGCUCGUUUGAUUGUUUCAAAUGCAUUUCCUUCGAUGAUGCUUACACUUGUCCCGUCCUUUCUCAGACCUUCGAUGACGGUCCUUCAGCCUCAACGCCUAAACUUCUUGCAGGUCUAAAUCACAAAACUACAUUCUUCACUGUUGGGAUGAAUGUAGUUCGGUAUCCAGAAAUCUAUAACCAGAUCAAACAAAAUGGGCAUUUGCUUGGCUGUCACACAUGGUCUCAUAAGUUUUUGCCAGGUCUAACAAACGAGCAGAUUGUUGCUCAAUUGGAAUGGUCCAUUUGGGCGAUGAACGCAACUGGUGCCCAUUUGCCGAAAUGGUAUAGACCUCCAUACGGUGGUGUUGAUGAUAGAGUUAGACAAAUUGCUAGGGCCUUUGGAAUGCAAGCUGUCCUUUGGGACUAUGAUACGUUUGAUUGGAAAAUGGAGACAUCACCACCAUCCAAAACAUCCAGCCAGAUUUUCAACGAUGUGAAACAUUGGAAAGCUUCUGGGUCAACCGGUCUUAUUCUCGAACAUGAUGCUUAUGCAUCUACAGUUGACGCAGGAAUCGAAGUGAGCAAAAUUCUAGGCAAUAAUCAAAUGACAGUUGCUGAAUGUGUUGAUAGUAUUGAUUAUAUCAAGACCUAUGACUGA
Ogataea polymorpha is the source of this 801-nucleotide messenger RNA. RefSeq lists its product as uncharacterized. The transcript has a single exon. Gene Ontology annotation, molecular function: chitin deacetylase activity. Gene Ontology annotation, cellular component: prospore membrane. The record is from RefSeq and is a predicted model, not a curated record. Lineage: Eukaryota; Fungi; Ascomycota; Pichiomycetes; Pichiales; Pichiaceae. Gene Ontology annotation, biological process: carbohydrate metabolic process; ascospore wall assembly. The coding region runs from base 1 to 801 and encodes 266 amino acids.